This is a messenger RNA of Camellia sinensis, 1123 nucleotides long. The record is from RefSeq and is a predicted model, not a curated record. Lineage: Eukaryota; Viridiplantae; Streptophyta; Magnoliopsida; Ericales; Theaceae.
CCUGAACAAUUGAACAAGAUAUUUGAGCUGUGUGGAUCUCCAGAUGAGAUUAUUUGGCCUGGGGUUUCCAAGAUUCCCUGGUAUAACAAGUUCAAGCCAACAAGGCCGAUGAAGAGGCGAGUGAGGGAGGUUUUUAGACAUUUUGACCGUCAUGCGCUGGAUUUACUAGAGAAAAUGCUAACCCUUGAUCCAUCUCAGAGAAUAUCUGCAAAGGAUGCCCUUGAUGCUGAAUAUUUUUGGACUGACCCCUUACCUUGCGAUCCUAGAAGUUUGCCUAAAUAUGAAUCAUCACACGAGUUCCAGACAAAGAAAAAAAGGCAACAGCAGCGACAAAAUGAAGAGAUGGCAAAGAGACAGAAAUUGCAGCACCCACAACAACAUGCUCGUCUGCCUCCAAUCCAACAAACAGGGCAAACUCAUCCUCAGCAUUGGUCCGGGCCUAAUCCCAUGAACAAUUCCCAGGCUCCAGUGUCAGCUGGACCUAGUCACCACCACUACGGAAAGCCUCGUGGUCCUCCCGGAGGGCCAAAUAGGUACCCUCCUAGCGGUAAUCCUAGUGGUGGGUAUUAUCCUGAUCGUGGGGGUCAAGGGGGAGGUUACAGCAGCGGAUCGUAUCCACCACAGGGGCGAGGACCUCCAUAUCCUGGAAGCGGUGUCCCUGCAACUGGUGGUCCCCGAGGAGCCCCUCCUAGUGGUUAUGGAGUUGGUGCACCUAACUACUCCCAGGGCGGUCAAUAUGGAGGUUCUGUUGCGGGUAGAGGUCAAAACCCAAUGGGCGGUAAUCGUAAUCAGCAGUAUGGUUGGCAGCAAUAAGUGAAAUAAUUGCAAGUUGGAAGAUACACAGACUGAAUAGCAAUGAUUUACAAGAGUUUUUACAGUGUCAGAUUUAGGAACUUUGAAUCUAGAAAUGUACAGGUGCUUUUGUGUCGUGCCUUGUUUAUUUGUGAAACUGAUUUAGAAAUGGUAGGGAAAUUUAGAGAUGACAAUGAUUUGUAGCUUUGGUUUCUAGGAAGCAGUUAUGUUUGUUUGCUUGCUUUUGCUUAAUGAUAGAGAAGGGAAUGGUGGAUUUGUAGUUUGAGUUUGUGGAUUAUGCUCGUUCAAAAAAAAAAAAGUUUGUGGAUUA